AUGGCUCUGCAGGUUGUGCCACUCCUCCUCCUGUUGUCUUCUUUUUGCUCAGCAACUGCGACAUCAUCAUCUUCAUCAUCAGUCAAGUCGGUGCAGGCAAAGCCUAACUGCCCAGAUAAAUGUGGGAACAUCACCGUUCCCUACCCCUUUGGCUUGGGACACGACCCUAAUUGUUACAGAGAUGGCUUCAAACUAUCCUGCAACCACACUUUCACCCCUCCCAAAUUAUUAAUUGCCUCUGCUGAUACGAUCAUUUUCGAAGCGACAGACCAAGACGGGGUCUAUAAGGAGGUUGCUGAUAGAGUGCUGGAAGUUAAAGAAAUAUCAUUAUUACAAGGCCAAUUGCACGUCUAUUCAUUCAUGGACUACAAUUGCUACAACCAUUCCUUAUUUGUUAGCCCUAAUAAGUCCUCGAUCGUUAUGGAUUUAUGGGAUACGCCCUUUACUUAUUCCGACACUCGCAACAUGUUCACGGUUAUCGGUUGCGACUCUCAAGCCUCCAUUAAGUACAACAAUAAUGAAAGUAUUGGAUGGUUUGGAAUCCUCCAAUACGGCUGCUCUGUGUUUUGCUUAGGGAUAGAGGAAACGCUGAGUGGGAAUUACAGUGGCAUGGGUUUCUGCCAAACCACCAUCCCCAGGGAACUAAAGAGUGUUGGAAGGAAGUUGGAGAUUCUAGAAAAUUCAUCAUUGGAUUUCAAUCCAUGCGCAUACGCUUUCAUCGCUGACAAGGAGCGGUACAACUUCUCCGUAGCUGAUCUCUCGGGCUUUGAUUUCUAUAGAAGAAACAGAGGAAUGGUUCCAACCAUACUCGACUGGGCAAUAGAGAACGACUCCUGCGAAAACAUUACCAUGAGAAACUCCACUACUUAUGCAUGUGGCAACAACACCCACUGUUACAAGUCCCCCAACGGUCUCGGGUAUCUCUGCAAAUGUUUGAAAGGCUACGGAGGCAACCCUUAUCUUCAAGAUGGAUGUCAAGGUACAUAA
Molecule: messenger RNA, 987 nt
Organism: Nelumbo nucifera (sacred lotus)
Lineage: Eukaryota; Viridiplantae; Streptophyta; Magnoliopsida; Proteales; Nelumbonaceae
Source: RefSeq, a predicted model, not a curated record